This is a messenger RNA of Girardinichthys multiradiatus, 1489 nucleotides long. Its product is annotated as pyrin-like. Gene Ontology annotation, molecular function: protein binding. Lineage: Eukaryota; Metazoa; Chordata; Actinopteri; Cyprinodontiformes; Goodeidae. The record is from RefSeq and is a predicted model, not a curated record. The coding region runs from base 153 to 1307 and encodes 384 amino acids. The transcript is spliced from 3 exons.
AGACAGAGUCAGGCAGACUUCUUUAUCGGCCCACAGGAGCACUUAAAGAUCAUUGUUUCUAAUGAGACAAAUUGUGUUGGAUCACAGGCCCCAUCUGGACAGAAGCUCAGUCCGUGGCCGCCUCUCGACGGCGAAGACAUCUUGAUGUGUUGAUGUUUCGGCGCACAGACAUGUCCACGGCCAGCUGUCUCCUAUCUGAAGACCAGUUUCGGUGCUUCGUCUGUCAGAAUAUCUUUAGGGAUCCAGUCAGCACACCAUGUGGACACAACUUCUGCAAGAUCUGCGUCACAGAUAACUUCUGUGUUGAUGUCCCGUUUCAGUGUCCCAUGUGUGAAAAGAUGUUCUACCCAAAACCAGAGCUGCAGGUCAACACUUUGAUCACUGAGCUGCUCGACGUGUACAUACAGUCAGCUCAGCGCCAGAACCCAGAGCCAGUUAACUGUAAUAUCUUCAGAAAGACCCUCCUCUGUGGAAACAUCCAGGACAUGAUAGAGGAACUCAAACACUGUUCACAGCUCAGCACAGAAGAUGCUUGGACCUUCAGUUCUGCCAAGAGAUGCGUUAAUCUGACCUCGGAGCAGAACAGAACUUACGUGGAGCGGCUCUCUGCUGCUCACCUGGAACUGAUCUUCAUUGAGGUGAUGAAGAAAGAAAUCCCCAAGCUGCUGAUCCGAGCCGAGCUGAUGAGAGCCCAACGCUACGUAGUGGAUGUGACUCUCGAUCCGGAUACGGUACAUCCCAUGCUCGUCUUGUCGGAUGACAGGAAACAAGUGAGAUGUUGUGAUCCAAAGACUCAUCUACCACACGACCAGAAGAGGUUUAUGCAUUGUAAAUAUGUUUUAGGAAAGCAGAGUUUCUCCUCAGGCAGGUUUUACUUCGAGGUCCAGGUGAGAGGAAAGAUCAACUGGACUUUAGGGGUGGCCAAAGAGUCCGUCAAAAGGGUGGGACUUAUUACACUGAGCCCCCAGUCUGGUUACUGGUCCUUAACUGUAAGAAAUGGAAAUGAGUUCUAUGGUAUGUCUGAGCCUCCGGUUUAUUUUUCUCUCCAGCGUGGUCCUGAGAAGGUGGGGGUGUUUGUGGAUUAUGAGGAGGGUUUGGUCUUCUUUUAUGAUGUAGAUGCUGCUGUUCUGAUGUACUCUUUCACUGGCUGCUUCUUCACAGAGAGACUCCACCCGUUCUUUGGUACAGGUAAUAACUACGAUGGUACAAACGGCGCUCCUCUGAUCAUCUCAGCUUUCCCCCUCCUAAAGUUAAAACAGGAUGUUCCUCGCUUUGAUGAUCCGCUUCAAGCUCUUCACUCAGAGUGAUUCCUACCAUUCAAUUCUGAUAAAUGCAGAAGACGUUAAUGUUGUUACAGAAAUGUAUACGAAUAAUCUAAGUAAUGCUGAGGAUGAACAGUAAGGUGAAGUGAAUAAAGAUUAUGUAAACCACUCUUGUUUCUGAAAUAAUUUAGGCAUUUUAAUAAAAUGGCAAAGUAAAAAUAAAGAAG